This is a messenger RNA of Porites lobata, 8434 nucleotides long. NCBI's taxonomy places the organism in Eukaryota, Metazoa, Cnidaria, Anthozoa, Scleractinia, Poritidae. The record is from the annotation of a GenBank genome assembly.
AUGGCGAAAACAACUCCAGAAAUAAUUAAUAACAACAACGAGGUUUUCAUGGACGAAGAAAGUGAGAGAUUUAAAGAUGUGCAAAAACUGCAGGGAAAUGAUCUUGGAGAGGUAAGUAAAGUGAUUGUUGUUCUGUAUGUUGACGCUGAGGCCCAAUGACAAUAUACCGUAAACACUUUUUCAGUUUUAGUACAAAGAGUGCCAAUAGUCCUCGGUUUUGGAGCAGGGUGAAAACUAAAGUUGUUCAAUUCUGACUGGAGAAUUUUCAUGUGCUUAUCCUAAGUCGGUUGGUAUCGUCACCAGUUAGCCGGAAAACGGACUUGUUUAGCAACAAAGUAAAUGUUCAGUUGUAGUUCUUGUGAUUUAGGCUAAAAGCAUGUACCGCCGGACGGGAUAGCUCAGUGGACUAUCAAAGAUCGCUCAUACAUAGACACAAUGCUGCCUCAUUUGAUGUCAAUCAGGACUAUCAAAGAUCGCUCAUACAUAGACACAACAGUUGUAGCGAAAUGAAGCAAGGCCACCUCAGUAAAGCGGCCCCAAAACUGCCCCGCAAUCCGAUGUCUGACGAUCUUUUGUAAGAUCAGAGAGGCCAAAUCCGCGGCUCUAGAAACGAGUCCAUCUCCAUGCUUAGUGUCAAAAACGAAAAGCGGCGGUUCAGGGGGUGGUACAAAGACUAACAGGUACAUGAUAUUGUAGACAAAACGGUCUCAUUCAGGAGAUUUUUUGUGAUUCACUGAACAUGCAUGCGUACAUGUCUUCAGUUAAAAUUGUCCCUUCUACUUGCCAUAUCUGAUAGGUUGAGAACCAUUCUUUUAGCAUUUAUCAUCUCAGUGGGGUCUUUAACUGUGAACUUCAGUCUGUGCUUAACACAUAACUUACUUUCGGGAAUGAAAUUGCAACGAUCGAUAAAUAAGGUUUACAUCUUUUGAUUUGUCUCCAGGUUGCAAAUUUGGAAAUGCGCAUCAAAGAGCUGACUGAACAAAAUCUGAGAUUGAAGGAUAAAGUAGUAGAGGCCCGAGAAAGCAGCAAAAAACUUCAAGAAGACUUAAUUAAGAGUCAACAAAGAUGUUCGGAGAUCGAAAAAUGCAAUGAUGGAAAUGAAGUAAUGAGAGACAUCAUCAUAAAAAAGCUUCAAGGAGAAAAAGAGGAGCUAGACAAAGAAAUGAAUGUUUUGAAAAAGCACCUGGAACAUUUUAAUUUGAAUGAUGGACAAAAUGAUGCUGAUUUCGUAGAACUGAACAAGGAACUGCUACAAAACAAGCAAGACCUUCAAGACUGUCAGGAAAUGGCGAAGUUUUUACAAAGAGAGAACGAGUCAUUAAAACGUGAUUUAUUAGCAGCUGCAAAAAAAUUGGAGACGAUUCAAGCAGAGUGCGGAUCAGAAGAAGUGACAGGAAGUGGGUCAGAAAAUAAUUCUUUAUUGUGUAAAAUAGACAGCAUCAAGGAUCAACUUCGAAUGUAUCGCGACAGCUGUUCUGGAUUAGAAAACGAAGUUGAAAUUUAUAGAGAAAAGUUGGAUUUAUGCAACGUGGAACUCGGGGCAAAGAAAGACCAAAUUCAUGACAUCGAGAGGAGUAUUGAUGCUGCACAAAGAGAUAAAACGAGACUAGAACGUGAGUUACGGGAGACCCAAAUAAAACUGGAAAGCUCAGAUGAAAAAUUAAACAACUUAUUAUCCGAAAAUCAGCAUUACAAGGAGAGGAUUAGAGAGCUAGAGUCAAAGACCGGUGAAAAUAGCAAGGAGAUCGCCUUCCAGAGGGGCCCCAAUCAAGAAUCGUCGCCUGAAGAAGACAAUAAGAAACUUGAAUACUUAGAGGCCGAGUUAUCGGAGAUGAGUCACAGAUUGUCUGAAAGUGAGGCAGAAAGCUGUCGCCAUAAAUCACAGGUUCAAGAAUUGAACGUGCAGCUGAAGCAGUUGAUGGACAAAAUCGCAGAACUAGAGUCAUGCGCCCCAAUCAAACCUUAUGAUGGAGGGUUAGACUCUAAUGCACUACUCCAGCAAGCCAAGAGGCAAGCGCAAGAAACACGCUUCGCGUUGCAGAGGAAAGAGAAGGAAAAUAACGAUCUCGAGUUGAAGUUGAAGGAAACGCGGGAAGAAAUGCACAAAAUGGAAAUCCAAACUAACCUUGGCGAAACACAGAGAGCUUCGCUAGAGAAAAAGCUGUCAGAGGAAAGAGAAAAAUGCUUAAAAAUGCAAGAUGAAUGCACUAGCCUUCAGCAAAGUAUUUCGAAACAGAAAAAAGAAGAAGAUGAUUAUAAACGUCAGCUUGCUGACAGGGACGUGAUUAUUGCUGAGCAGAAGGUCGUAGCUGCUAACAUGGAGUUAAAAUAUCAAGAACUUAGCGAGAAGCACACUGCGGUUCUUGAAGUGCAAGACCAAUAUGAACAGGAGAUACAGGAGUACAAAGACGACCUGUUGCAGACUCAAAAAGAUAUGGCGGAUAUGCAAGUGGAUUCCAAAGUCGCGGAGAGUGAAAAGCAAGAGUUCAAACAACAUCUUGAUAUUGCUAACAAAACCAUUUCUGAUCUACAGUCGAAGCUUGAAGCCGCGGAUCAAGACAUGAAGGAAAAAGAACACGAGAUUUCAUCGACGAAGGAAAGAUUGAUAAGAAUGGAGGAAGAAUUGGAUGAAGCUUCUGAGAUAAAAAAAAAUCUGGAACUCCAGCUUCAUGAAAGUAACUUUAAUAUCAAGAGGAAGAUCGAGGAGGAAAGCAGCAUUCAGAGCCAGAUGGAGGAACUGCAGAAAACAUGCGAAUGUCUUCGUCAACAAGUGGAAGAAAAAGAACUUCUCGUUGAAAAUCUCAAGGACCAGAUCAGUUCUCUAGAAACAGACUUGGAUACAGUUAAAACUGAGCUUUCAUACAAGGAGUCUUUGAAUGAGACAAACUCCGACGAGCUUAAAAGGGUAAACUUGAAACUCAAAAGUAACGAGGAGGAAAUCAAUCGCCUUACAAAAGCGUGUGAAAACAUCGCAAAAGAAAAAGAAUCCCUUGACAUUGACUUGUCCGUGGCAAGGACGAAAAUAGACACAAUGGAAUCUAACUUAAAGGAAAAUGAAGCGAAGGAGAGUAAUCUGGUAAAAACUCUGCAAGAAGAACGCAAUAAGUUUGUGUACAAGGAAGCAGAUGUUGCUUCCUAUCGCUCCAAAAUUACUGCAUUGGAGCAGGAGGGUGAGGAACACGUCAAAGGAAAAAAAGAACUGUGCCAAAAAAUUGAUGAUCUAGAGGAGAAAAAAGCAGCAUUGAAAAACCAGCUGGAUGAAACUUUGACGUCACGGGAACAUGAAUUUCGACGACGAAUCGAACUUGAAGAAAAAAUGUUGGAAAUGCAGCAAGAUCUCAAUGAAGCUAUCAAGACCAAGUCACAGGGAGAAGAAGAGCUUCAGGAUUUUUGCAGUAAGCUGGCGAAGUACGAGGGACAAAUCGAAACACUUCAAAGACAAAACGAAGAGCUUAAAGAAAAAGCUAUUGAAGCCAACAUUGAACUAGCUAAAAACGGUGAAGAGCUAAUGAAACUAGAAAUUAUAGCGACAGAACAUCAGAAAAUGUAUGAGUCUGCGCAGUCUAACUUGGAGCAAAAAGACAAAAACUGCGAGGAUAUGCAAAACACGAUCAAAACUUUACAAAUCGAGUUGAAUAACGUCAAAAAUGAUCUGACCACGAGUAAACUGUCUCAUGAGUUUGCCCUGGACGAAAAUAGUAGGCUCACUAGAAAGGUACAAGAGCAAGAAACGAAAUUAGGGCUCUUUGAAAAUGAGAUUUCCAAUGCAAGCGAAGAAAAUAGGAAAGUGAAUGUCGAACUGAGUUCUCAGGCAGCAAAGUUUAAAAAUCUGCAAAUCCAGUUAGGGACAGCCACAAGGGAAAAAGAGCGUUAUAAAGACGAUCUACAAUCUGUAGAAAAGAAAUUACAGAAACUUCAAGACGACCUUCUGGUGGCUCAUAAUCUUGUACGAGAGAAAGAACGAAUCGUUGACAGCUACAGGGCUGAAAUUGCUGAAAAAGACGGACAGAUUGAACAAAUAAAAAGCUCCAAGGAGUCCUUGGAAGACAAAAACCUAGCAUUAAAGAAGGAAUUACAAACCAUUACAUUCUACCAUGAUUCCACGGAGUUAAAGCUGAAGUCGUCUCAAGAUGAAAUUAAUUCCUUAAAAAGUAAGCUGAGUCAAUAUGAGACAACUUUAGAAGUCCUUGUUAAGGAGAGGGAUGACAGAGAAAUACGACGAGAAGAUUCCACCCAUGAACAACACUUGAAGCUCAUGUUAGAACAAAGUAAAGAACGACAGGCAGUCCUUGAGAAGGAAAUUUCAAGCAGCAAAACGAAAAUCUCUAAACUUGAGCAUGAUAUUAAAAUGUCUCGUCAAGAUUGCCUCGACACUCAGUUCGAACUUUCUAAAUCACAAAGACAACUCGAAGACUUGAAGGUCACCUAUGAACAAUGCGAUAAGGAGAGGAAAAACCUGCGAGAGGAAGUGUUGGAAGUUAACCGCAAGUUAUCGGAACUAGAACUGAAAUACGAGAACGAGCGGAGAGACAAUACAGUGGUUCAAAGCCAAUUACAAGACACAACAGUCAGGGCGGAUGCCAAUAGAAACGAGAUACUAAAACUCAGCAAACAGUGCGUGGAACAAAAGAUUCAUUUAGAGGUAACAAAGAAAGAGAUUGAGCAAAAAAAUAAUCAGAUACAAGAGCUUAAGGCGGACAAAGAGCACUUGGAGAAAAAGUCCACGGAACUUAGAAGCAGUCUUACAAGUGCUAUUGGUGAGUGUGAGAAGCUUAGAGGGGGGCACCAACAACUUCAAGAUGAGGUUAUUGCUCAACAGAAGAACAUUUCUAAUCUGAAAGACCGAUUGCAGAAGGCAACAAAAACACAGCAAACGACUAAAGAGGAACUUGAAAUGAAGAUAUCAGAGAUAGAGAAAUUGAAUGAGGAAGUGUCACAAGCAAAUAGCGAGAGAAACGAAUUGAAAAGCAAAGAAAAAAAAUUGGAAAAUAUUGUACAGAAGCAAAGUGAAGAACUGGCCGAUGUUGAGAACCACAUGACUGAACUACAAGAUGAAUUGCUACAGGAAAAGAAUGAGUUAGAAAACAAAGAAAAUAAGAUCACAAACUUAAAAGCUUAUAAUGUUUCUUUACAGAAAGAACUAGAUCGAAAUAAAGAUGAGCUCAACAAGUUGAAAGUAGAACUACAAUCAGCUCAAGAAAAUACUAUGACCGAAGUCGUGAAUUCCACUCCGCUUCAAAGUGCUUUGAUCGAUGACGAUGAACCUGAAGAUUCAGAAGAGGAUUCUGACUUAUUAACAAUAAAAGAAAAUCUCACGAAAGCAGAAGAAAACCUUCAGAAGAGCAUUGAAAACGAGCGCAGCUUACAAGAUCAGUUAGAAGACUUAAAAGCCACAAAUAACCAACAGCAAAACACUUUAGACAUCUUAUCAGAAAGGGAAAAUGUCUUAAUGGCACGGUGCGAAGACUCCGAGAGAGAAGUCGGUGAGCUUAAAAGCCAGUCGAUGAAAUCUAAGGAAGACUUGAAUAUGUCGAAAAGCCAACUAGAGACGAUGGAGAAAAAAUUGGACAAAAUGGUAGCCCAAAAUUCCGGUCUGGAAGCAGCAAAAUGUCGCCUAGAAGAGGAGUUAAAACUAGAGCGUGGAAAAGUUAGGAGAGCUGAGGAUGAACUACUCCAGGCGCAAUGUGAAUUACAAGAGCUACAAACAAAAUGGGACCACAAUACAAGAGAAGCAGAGGAUAAUGAAAAUGUUUUAGACUCAGUUCAAUCUGAGAAAAAAUACCUGGAAAAAGACAUCCAGGCCCUCCGAGAUGAACUGUCUUCAGCGCAUGCGCUCAUGAACACAACAUUGAAGAAGAACAGGGAACUAGACGGAGAAAACUUUGAGUUGAAGAAAACUUUAGCGGAGUAUGAAACAAGAGAGGAAGGAUUUGAAGCGGAACAAAUUGAGCUCAACAGUAUGGUAGCACAGCAUCAGAAAAGGAUUGAAGAGUUGGAGCUUUAUGCCCAAGAGGAGCAGAAGGAAAAUUCUACCUUAAAACAAGAAUUGGAGAAUGAGCGUCAGAAACUAGCGGAUGUUGAAGGUUAUUAUGACAACCUUCAGAAGUCUUUCUCGCAACAGAAAGAAGGAGAGAAUGAUCACAAGAAAGUUUUGUCUGAAAAGGAAGCGCGUAUUCGACUGUUGGAAAACAAGAAAGAAAUUUUGGAAGAUGAUUUAAAGAAAGAAUGCAUCAAAGGUAAAGAAGAACAGGAAAAGUUUGAACAGGAGCGGCAAAAACUGAAGGAGAUCAUCGAAGAAAAGGAAAACCUGAAAAGUGAGCUUGAAAACAGUGUUAAGAAAACAAAGGAAAGAAAUAAAAAGCUACAGACAGAUCUAUCACAACUUAAGGCAAGCGCAAAUGAACAAAAAAAUCUUCUACAGGACGCUCAAAAAGAGAUCAAGAAACUCAACGGCGAUUUGAUCUCACAACGUCCAGUUAUUGAUAGCCUGGAAGCCAAAAACAAGACAUUGGAUGGGGAAAAACAAAAGCUUAAAGAUGAACUUGGCAAAUUGAAAAGAAAUUGUUCGGAGCAAAAGAUUGAGCUGGAGGCUUUGAAGCAUGAAAAUGAAAGACUACAAAACAAGUUAAGCGAAGCUCAAAAGCGCUUUCAUUCACCGGUGAAGAAGUCAGAGAUGCCUCAAACAAAAGCCGAACCAAAUGAUCUGCUGAGCCGUAAAGAAUUCAGUGAGCUGGAGAGCGCUUAUCAAAAUAUUCUACUUCAAAAUGAAGAAGCAGAAAAAGAGAACAAAAGUUUACAAGAAGAGAAUGAAGACCUAGAGAAAGAAUUGUUAAAAGUACUCACCGCGAAAGAUUCGUUGGAAAAAGAGAUUGCCUUGAAACAGGACAAGAUAACGGAACUUCAAGACUUGUUAUUUAAAACAGAGUACUCUGCGCAACUGGAUCGGAACGAGUUAGAUGAAACGACUAAAGCCAAAAACGAAAUGGAAUCGGAACUUGAUUCCGCCCACGAGACAAUUCAGGGUCUAGAGGAAUGUAAUGCCACAUUUGAAGAGACGAUUGAGCAUUUGCAGAAUAAAGUAGCUGAUAUGGAAGAAACCAAUUCGCAAUUAGAAAACACCAUGAAGAAAAACCAACAAAAACUGAGCUCUCAAGAAAAAGAACUUCUGGAAAUGCAGAAGAAGGUUUCUGAUUUAGAGAACAAGAGACAAUUACAUGCUAAUAGCAACGAAGAUCUUCUAAGGGAUUUACAGUCAAGCAAAAAUAAGAUCGCAUCUCUCGAGGAAGAGCUUUGUACGUCUGCAAGGAAUCAAGCAGAAUCAAACUUGAAAGUUAAGGAAACAAAAGAGCAAAACGCGAAGUUGAGAAAAGAAUUGCAGCAGUUGAAGAAUCAACUAGGAGAGGAAAAACACGAACAUGACAUGGACAAAAAAGAAAUGCGAGAAAAAGAUGAAGCUAUUAAAAGGAUGCAGAAGGAAAAUCGCCAACUCGUAAACGAAAUUUCAGAGAUGACCGCAGAAGUGAACGCAAAGGAAGCUGAUGUCUUAGCUCUGAUGAGCACGCAGGAAGACACACAAGACGAGCUUGAAGUAUUGAGAAGGCAGAUCCCAGAACUAGAGUCAAGUUGGCUGGAGGAAAAAGGUGAGAAAGAGAAACUCAAGUUAGAAAUGUCUACCUUACAAAAACUUUACAACGAUUUAAAGAUUGCCUAUGAUAAUCUUCAGGACGAAAUUAAUAGUUCUCAAGAGCAGUUUGAAGAAAAAGAUUCGAUUCACUCAACCGAGCUACAAAAAUUAGAGAUGGAAAAGGAGCAACUGAAGAAAGAACUGCAACUUUUAAGCAAAAGAAUUGGAAUGUUGAAGGAAAAUAACGAAAAGACUCAAAAAGAAAAGAAGGAAUUGGAACAAAAGUUGAGAACGAAUCAGCAACGGUUGUUAGUUUUGGAGGUGAACGAAAAGACCAUCGAUACCAUUAAAGCGCUCCAAGAAGAAGUUAAAGAGGGCAAGCAAAAACUUCGUGAUUUAAAUGAAAUGUAUGAGGCGAUAAGGGUAGAAAGAGACAAUCUGCGUUCAGAUAAAAUAAAGCCGAAGUCGCCGAGAACCUUCACAACAAGCGAGACAAAACCAAGGGCAGCAAAUAUUCUGAACACUCCAAAGAGUAAUAUUCAGCAUGCAGCGUCCCCUAAAAAAGAAGUGUUUGACGCACAAACAAGAGCAGUGCCUCUUGAAGAUAAACUCAGGGUCGCCAGGGAGCGAUUGGAAGGGUUGAAGACCUCUCCACCCCAAAACAAAGGUAUGGAUGAAGUAUCCUUACAAGAAAAUGAAGGCUGGGAGGCGUUUUCACCCUGUAGUGCAAGUAAUGAACAUCGAGAGUCGAACGACACAGAUGGCGAAUCUGAGGUGAUAUCAGAUGAAAAUGUGAUUCAAGGAAAGUGA